AUGGGCUCCGGCCCAGAACCCGGUUUCCAGGAGGCCCUUGCACACCGGGCGCCCCCCAUCCAGCCUCGUGAACCAGCCGAAGGCGAGCUUCCCCCCCCCGGGAACCUGACGGUGAUGGCCCUGAACACCUGGUACACCAUGAGCUGGGACUGGGACCAGAGCUCAGCACCAGCCGGCAACGUCACCUUCACCGCGCAAUAUGUGGCGAAGUACCGGCUGAAGAUGAGGAGGAGGAACCCCUCCUGGGUGACGGUGUGUGGCGACUCGCCGGACAGCAGCUGUGAGCUGACCGGCUGCUCCCUGCACUACCUGGGCAUCUACAUGCUCCGGGUCCGGGCCUCUGCCGGGGGCCGGGACUCGGCCUGGGUGCACCGGGAGUUCUGCCCCGACAAGGACGGGGACUGGGGCCCUAAGGGGACUGGGACCCUGGAGGACUGGGACCCUGGAGGACUGGGGCCCUGGAGCAAUGGGGUCCAGAGAGGACUGUAUAACUGGGGCCCUAAGGGGACUGGGGCCCUAAGGAGACUGGGGCUCUGGAGGACUGGGGCCCUGGAUGACUGGGGUCCAGAGAGGACUGGAGUUUGA
Messenger RNA from Menidia menidia (Atlantic silverside), 585 nucleotides. The record is from the annotation of a GenBank genome assembly. NCBI's taxonomy places the organism in Eukaryota, Metazoa, Chordata, Actinopteri, Atheriniformes, Atherinopsidae.